UCCAGUGACUUUUGGACCAGUUUCCUGACAACAAGUCCCGAAAUCUCUCCAGGUUUUGGACCUUGAGAGCCAAAAUGGGUUGUUUUCGGGCCUGUUCAGGAUGGGCGAGUAUUUUGUUUGUAGUUUUUCUACUGAAUGCGGUCCAGACGGCGACGUCUUUUUCAGCCGUCAAGGAUGUGUCUAAGGACCACAGAAGGAGAGAUAUGCUGGGAAUCUGGUCUCCUCACAAGACCCGUGUGGUACAUCCGUACUUAGAGGCCCUUCGUCAACGGCUCGACAGAUACAGACAAUCAGCUGCCAGAGCACAUGAAAAACAAAUCAGACAAAAUGACUUGCCAAGCAACAUCGCCGAGAGUGUGGAACACUCUAGCUAUAGCGGUGGGACGGAAAGCAAAUCAGCAGUGAGAGAUUUGAACCCGGAGACCCGCCGUAAGCAGCUGGAUAUUCUUCACAAGAUGAAAGACAAGAUUGACAUGAUGGACAGGCACAGACAAGAGGCCGCCAUAGCACAUGAAAAACGAAUCAGACAAAAUGACUUGCCAAGCAACAUCGCCGGCAGUGUGGAACACCCAACAUAUAGCGGUGGGAAAGAAAGCAAAUCAGCAGUGAGGGAUUUGACCAAGGAGACCCGUCGUAAGCAGUUGGAUAUCCUUCACGAGAUGGAAGACAAGCUUAACAUGAUCGACAACUACAGACAAGUAGCUGACAGAGUUCAUGAAAAACAAAUCAUGCAAAAUGACUUGCCAAGCAACAUCGCCGGUAGUGUGGAACAUCCAAGCUUUAGCAGUGGGACGGAACAAAAAUCAGCAGAAGUGAGAGAUUUGAAUGAGGAAAAUCGUCGUCGUAAGCAGUUGAAUAUCCUUCACCAAAUGCAAACCAAUCUUGGCAUGAUCAUGAAAGAGGUCAAACAUGAGAUGGAGGAAAAGAAAGGUGCAGUAAGUGAAUCUCAGGAUAACGCAAUCGACACCGAUCAUGGCAAAAGAAUCACCAUUCAGCUUGCUCCCGAUGGUGGCGUUAAAAUCGUUCCUAAAACGCCAACGACGGAGGCUCCAGUCGUAACCAAACCGACAACAAACACGACUGAUCAGGCUAACACUACGGAGCAACACCUGUCUAAGCCUAGCCAAACACAAACAGUAAAUGAGUCGUCCUCUCAAGCCAAAAAUACUAGUGGCCAAAGCUUAUCAGGCGCCAGCCAAUCAACGGCAAACAAUAUAUCGUCUGGAGCAGACCAAAGUGCCAUUGGGCGAAAUGUCACACAGGCCAGCCAAUCAUCUUCUACUAACGUUUCCUCGACAGCAGCACAAACCGCUUCGAGUCAAAACACCUCACAAACCAGCCAAUCAGCAGCGACCAAUGUAUCGUCUGCAGCACCUGCAACUCAAACCGCUGCGGGACAGAACGUGUCACAAACCAGCCAAUCAGCGGCUAGCAAUGUAUCGUCUGCAGCACCUGCAACUCAAACCGCUGCGGGACAGAACGUGUCACAAACCAGCCAAUCAGCGGCGACCAAUGUAUCGUCUGCAGCACCUGCAGCUCAAACCGCUGCGGGACAGAAUAUGACACAAACCAGCCAAUCAGCAGCAAGCAACGUGUCGUCUGCAGCAUCCACUGCAGCUAAUACCGCUUCGGCACAGAAUAUUUCACAACCCAGCCAAUCAGCAGCUACAAAUACGUCGUCUGCAACAGCUGUAGGUCAAACCGCUUCGGCACAAAAUGCCUCACAUGUUAGCCAAUCAGCAGCAAGCAACGUGUCGUCUGCAACAUCCACUCCAGCUAAAACCGCUUCGGGACAGAAUAUCUCACAAACCAGCCAAUCAGCAGCUACAAAUGCGUCGUCUGCAGCAGCUACAGCUCAAGUCGCGUCGGAAAAGAAUGUGUCACAAACCAGCCAAUCAGUGUCGAGCAAUGUGUCGUCUGCUGCAGCUGCCACACAAGCCGCUUCGGGACAGAAUGUGUCACAAACCAGCCAAUCAACAGCGAGCAAUGCGUCGUCUGCUGCAGCUGCCGCUCAAGCCUCUUCGGGAAAGAAUGUGUUACAAACCAGCCAAUCAGCGGCUACAAAUGCGUCGUCUGCAAUAGCUGCAGGUCAAACCGCUUCAGGAAAGAAUGUGUCACAAACCAGCCAAUCAGCAGCGAGCAAUGUGUCAUCUGUAGCAGCUGCCGCUCAAGCCGCUUCGGGAAAGAAUGCGUCACAAACCAGCCAAUCAGCAGCGAGCAAUGUAUCGUCUGCAGCAGCUGCCGCUCAAGCCGCUUCGGGAAAGAAUGUGUCACAAACCAGCCAAUCAGCAGCGAGCAAUGUGUCGUCUGCAGCAGCUGCCGCUCAAGCCGCUUCGGGACAGAACUUGUCACAAGUCAGCCAAUCAGCAGCGAGCAAUGUAUCGUCUGCAUCCGCUGCCGCUCAAGCCGCUUCAGGACAGAAUGUGUCACAAACCAGCCAAUCAGCAGCUACAAAUGCGUCGUCUGCAGCAGCUGCAGGUCAAACCGCUUCGGGACAGAAUGUGUCACAAACUAGCCAAUCAGCAGCGAGCAAUGUGUCACAAAGCAGCCAAUCAGCAGCGAGCAAUGUGUCGUCUGCAGCAGCCGCAGGUCAAACCGCUUCGAGUCAAAAUGCCUCACAAGUCAGCCAAUCAGCAGCGAGCAAUGCGUCGUCUGCAGCACUCGCAGGUCAAACCAUUUCGGGACAGAAUGCCUCACAAGCCAGUCAAUCAGCAGCUAUCGCAGUGAAGAAGAAAUCACCCGUCGCUCAUUUGGGUGAAGAAGUGGUGGGAUCUGUCCUGACGUCCAUCACGUCUCUGCAGACGGCAGCCAACAAGUUGGACGCUGCCCAGCAGUUCUCCAAUGAGAGCGACAAGUCCGAACUUAUCCGCGCUUUGUUCGUUAUGCAGAGCUCUCAUGGUCAACGAGAGCAAACAACCCAGAAGAAAAUCGACCCCAAAAUGGAGGCGUCUGCUAAAAAGACCUUAAGUAAGAACACCAUGGAGCUUGAAGCCUCUAUGGUUAAAGUCAAGAACCUCAAGGGCAAAGAGUUAAAGGCGGCCAUCAAGAAUCUAGAUGAGAAUCUUAAAAAGGUAGAAAUAUCUGCUAAGAACAGCUCACUGCAGACGGAGGAUGCCAUCAAUAGUAUAUCCAGUUCCCUGAAGAUAGGGGAGACAGUUAUGAUGGCCACUGCUGACAAAGAGGGGCAAUUAGCCAUUGAGACGACCAAUAAUGCUUUAAACAAAGCGCGACAGGGUUUGGAAAGACAGUAUGCAUGGGAGUUUUUCACCGGAUCCCUGACGAAAAUCAAGAAACUUUCAGACGAGAUAGAAAGCUCUUACAAGGUACUACUGAAGGAUUUUGUGACAAAACCAGCAAAGGUUAAGAAACCGUCCACACUUGACAAAGCCUUAAAUUUUGUCCUUGCAAAAGAGAAGAUCACAUUCAAAAGUCUCACAUAGGCGACUUCGAAUCAAUUACCAAGAUGGCAAACACAACUAACUAAUCAAAUGGUCAAGUAACUAGGAGGGAAAGUAGCUUGGUAUCCAGGCUGAACAGCUGAGGCUCACUUCUCAACCAUAAUCCCCAGCCUACAUCAGGCUGUACAAGACUGGAUACCAGGCUAGGAAACAAGGCAUACAUGAAGUAAUUAUUACUAAAAGAAAUCACGAAACAAACUGUACUGUCUCUAGAUAGCCUCACCUUUCCAUCCCCUUCAGACAUCAACGAAGCCGGGUUAUAUACAUGUAGUUUGUUAAUGGUAUUCCUCAUCUAUCAUUAGAUAUUUCUUAAGUUCUAUGAUGUUAUUUUACUGACAUGAGACGAUGGAGGUGGUUGUAUCGUUGAGACUGUAUUAUUCGUGAAUAACUUCAUCAGGUUGGCAGUUAUUCAUAUAGUAAGGUUCUUUUAGCACAACCAGAAAAUAACUU
Messenger RNA from Branchiostoma floridae (Florida lancelet), 3908 nucleotides. RefSeq names its product cell wall protein AWA1-like. The coding region runs from base 75 to 3440 and encodes 1121 amino acids. The transcript is spliced from 8 exons. The record is from RefSeq and is a predicted model, not a curated record. Lineage: Eukaryota; Metazoa; Chordata; Leptocardii; Amphioxiformes; Branchiostomatidae.